This is a messenger RNA of Cooperia oncophora, 450 nucleotides long. NCBI's taxonomy places the organism in Eukaryota, Metazoa, Nematoda, Chromadorea, Rhabditida, Trichostrongylidae. The record is from the annotation of a GenBank genome assembly.
AUGAAGUAUGCACAGUUAGUGAUGGGACCUGCCGGCAGUGGCAAAUCCACAUAUUGCUCAGUCAUCUAUAAUCACUGCCAAAGUAUAGGCCGCUUUGUACAAGUGGUAAACCUCGAUCCUGCCGCUGAAGCAUUCAACUAUCCCGCAGCUGCUGAUGUGCGCGGGUUAAUCAGCGUCGAUGAUGUAAUGGAGGACAAAGAGUUGGCACUCGGUCCGAAUGGCGCUCUUGUGUUCUGUAUGGAAUAUCUUGUGCAAAAUUUGGAGUGGCUUCACGAUGAGUUAUGCGAGGGCGAAGACGACUAUUUUAUUUUCGACUGCCCAGGACAAAUCGAACUCUACAGUCAUUUACCAAUCAUGCGGCAACUUGUCGAUGCCUUAAGGGCUUGGGACUUCAAUGUGUGUUCAGUCUUUCUGAUUGACACCCACUUCGUACUUGAGGCUGAAAAGUAA